AUGGCUUCAAAGUCAGUAACACGUAGAUCGAAUCCCGCGUUUCUCAUGUACGUAACCUUAGCAGCAGCGGCAGUUGGUUUUUUUGCAGCAUAUGUAUACCACAGAGUACAAGCACAAAGACGUGAGGCAAGGGACGACGAGGACGAUAAUGAAGAGAUCAAUGGACUGCCACGAGUAGAGACACGUCGAACAGGAACGAAUCAAGAAAGAGAUCAAAGGAAUCUUGCCUCUAGGUUAUUUAGAAGUGUAAUUAUUCAAAAAAAGAAAACCAUUUCAAUAUCAAUGAAGAAUACCUUGCUAUGGAAUCCAUCAUCGGAUCCAGACAACCCAAAUCAUGCAUUUUUCGAAAACAUAGUUCCUUUUCUUAAUCAACUCGCACAAUUAUAUGUAAUUUAUCUUGUCUGCCCAGUUUCAAGCACACAGGAAAAAGAACAAAUUCUCACACUACUUCGAAAUGCACAACAAUUUAGCAAUAAUGUUAUCGAUGAGCGAAAGGUUUUGUUCUGUGAAACGGAAGAAGGGAAAAUUCAUAUAAUCAGACAUCUUGAGACGAAUGUUCACGUCGAAGGAGGUACUAACGGAGAAGAAUGUGUAGAAAUGGAGCCAAUGGACCAAUGUCGAAGUUUGCCAGAACUUUUGGUCAAGCAGCUUGAGCCAUGA
Messenger RNA from Dentiscutata erythropus, 660 nucleotides. NCBI's taxonomy places the organism in Eukaryota, Fungi, Glomeromycota, Glomeromycetes, Diversisporales, Gigasporaceae. The record is from the annotation of a GenBank genome assembly.